This is a messenger RNA of Coccinella septempunctata (seven-spotted ladybird), 711 nucleotides long. RefSeq lists its product as uncharacterized. The transcript has a single exon. The record is from RefSeq and is a predicted model, not a curated record. Lineage: Eukaryota; Metazoa; Arthropoda; Insecta; Coleoptera; Coccinellidae. The coding region runs from base 1 to 711 and encodes 236 amino acids.
AUGACGAGAAAAUUAGUAGAGGAAUACAAGAAAUGGGGCCUCGAAGUGAACGUUAAAAAGACGGAAUCUAUGUGUAUUGGAGGGACACCACAGAACAUCACAUUAGAGGAUGGAACACAAAUUUCUCAUUGCACCGAAUAUAGAUACCUUGGUAUGAAGCUGACGCAUGAUGGGACACUGGACGCUGCUAUAAAGGACAGAAAUGUUCAAGGGAGAAAGGCGAUAUCCAUGAUGAAUGGCAUCCUGUGGGAUCAAUCAAUAUCCAAAAGCAACAAACAUCGCAUAUACAAUACCAUACUAAAGAGCAUAGUGACUUAUGGAAGCGAGGUCUGGCAAAUGAAACAAAGAUCUGAAAAGAUGUUGCUGGCAACAGAAAUGGAUUUCUGGCAACGAUCUGCGGGCAUAUCUAGAAGGGAUCGUGUGCGAAAUGAAAGAGUUCGAGAGAUAAUGGGAUCAAAACAUACCAUAACUGAUGACAUAAAGACGAAGCAAUUGAUAUGGUAUGGCCACGUACAGAGGAUGCCUGAUAACAGAUUACCCAAACAGAUUUUAACAUGGACGCCACGAGGCAGAAGGAGAAGAGGUCGACCAAGGAAGAGCUGGAGAGAGGGGAUCGAGAAGGAAAUGGAGGAAAGAGAGCUCCCCGAAAACCUAUGGUUGAAUAGAGAGGAAUGGCGGUUAGGAGUCGGAAAGCGUCGGAGAACGCUCUAA